GCAACGGAACCCUGCCUGCUUGCUUUCUCGCCAUUUUAGUCAUCGGCGAGUCUAGCCGUUGAGCAGUUAGUUGCUCGGAGGCAACGUGACAAAAAAAAAUCCCCGUAAAAACGAUGCCGAUGACCCAGUAGUUUUAAAGAGAAUACCCACCUCGCUCUUAUUUUGGCGUUAGUCGCGCUGGUCGAUAACUUUUUUGACGCAGACAGUCUUCAGCCAUGUCGACGGAGGGAACAGCCGAGCAGACAGCAGCUGAGUAUAUUCCCGAGAAGGUGAAGAAAGCAGAGAAGAAGUUGGAAGAAAACCCAUAUGACCUUGACGCAUGGAGCAUUCUGAUUCGAGAAGCACAGAAUCAACCCAUAGAUAAAGCAAGGAAGACCCAUGAGCGACUUGUCUCGCAGUUCCCGAGCUCUGGCAGAUUCUGGAAACUGUUCAUUGAAGCUGAGAUAAAGGCUAAAAACUAUGACAAGGUAGAAAAGUUGUUUCAGAGAUGCCUUAUGAAAGUGUUGCACAUCGACCUAUGGAAAUGCUACCUUGCAUAUGUUCGAGAGACCAAAGGGAAGCUUCCCAGCUACAAAGAGAAGAUGGCCCAGGCGUACGACUUCGCCCUGGAUAAGAUUGGCAUGGAGAUCAUGUCUUACCAGAUUUGGGUGGACUACAUAAAUUUCCUGAAAGGAGUUGAGGCCGUGGGCUCGUACGCAGAGAAUCAGAGAAUCACGGCAGUUCGGAGAGUCUACCAAAGAGGUUGCGUGAACCCAAUGAUUAACAUUGAACAGCUCUGGAGAGAUUAUAGCAAAUAUGAGGAGGGAAUUAAUGUGCAUUUGGCCAAAAAGAUGAUUGAGGAUCGGAGCAGGGAUUACACGAACGCAAGGAGAGUGGGGAAGGAGUAUGAGACGGUGAUGAAAGGGCUGGACAGAAACGCCCCUUCAGUCCCACCACAGAACUCCCCCCAGGAGGCCCAGCAAGUGGAAAUGUGGAAAAAGUACAUUCAGUGGGAAAAAAGCAACCCGCUGCGUACAGAAGACCAGACGCUGAUCACUAAGAGAGUUAUGUUUGCCUACGAGCAGUGCCUGCUGGUACUGGGCCACCAUCCGGACAUUUGGUACGAGGCAGCGCAGUACCUGGAGCAGUCGAGCAAGCUGCUGGCAGAGAAAGGGGACAUGAAUAAUUCAAAGCUGUUCAGCGACGAGGCAGCCAACAUCUACGAGCGAGCCAUCGGGACCCUCCUCAAGAAGAACAUGCUCCUCUACUUUGCGUUUGCCGAUUACGAGGAAAGUCGCAUGAAGUACGAGAAAGUGCACAGCAUCUACAACAAGCUGCUCGCCAUCGAGGACAUCGACCCCACCCUGGUCUACAUCCAGUACAUGAAGUUCGCCAGGAGGGCGGAGGGCAUCAAGUCGGGCCGCACCAUCUUCAAGAAGGCCCGAGAGGACCUGCGCACGCGGCACCACGUGUACGUGUCCGCGGCGCUGAUGGAGUACUACUGCAGCAAAGAUAAAUCAGUGGCCUUCAAGAUAUUCGAGCUGGGUUUGAAGAAAUAUGGAGACAUUCCAGAGUACAUACUUGCCUACAUCGAUUACCUCUCCCACCUUAAUGAGGACAACAACACCAGGGUUUUGUUCGAACGGGUCCUCACCUCCGGGAGCCUGUCCCCAGAAAAAUCCGGCGAGAUCUGGGCUCGGUUCCUGGCGUUCGAGAGCAACAUCGGCGACCUGGCCAGUAUUCUGAAAGUAGAGCGCCGGCGUUUCACCGCCUUCAAAGACGAGUACGAGGGCAAAGAAACCGCGCUGCUCGUAGAUCGAUACAAGUUCAUGGACCUCUAUCCCUGCUCCUCCAGUGAGCUCAAAGCUCUCGGUUACAAGGACGUGUCUCGUGCCAAACUGGCAGCUCUGCUCCCCGAGGCCGUGACGGCCCCCUCUGUGCCUACACUAAAGGAUGAUCCUGAUCGUAAACCCGAGUAUCCCAAACCAGACACCAAUCAGAUGAUCCCGUAUCAGCCGCGUCACCUCGCCCCACCGGGUCUGCACCCGGUCCCUGGUGGAGUUUUCCCAGUCCCUCCAGCUGCCGUCGUCCUGAUGAAGCUGCUCCCCCCGCCUACGUGCUUCACGGGUCCUUUCGUUCAAGUGGAUGAGCUCAUGGAAACUUUCAGGAGAUGCACGCUUCCUGAGAGUGUCGACGCUGCUGUGGAGCUCAUCACGGGCAGACAGCCGGAGGCAGCGGGGGAGGGCAACGGCUCCAUGGAGAACCACGCUACCGGCAAGUCCCUCAAGAGGCCCAACGCGGACUCCGACGAGGAGGACGACAAGGGGGCCGUGGCCCCCCCCAUUCACGACAUCUACCGCGCGCGGCAGCAGAAGAGGAUUCGAUAAUCUGAAGCGUUUGCAGGAAUCUUAACAGACUGUCAUGUAGUAUAAAUACGCUGUUCCACAGGGCUGUUUUUUUUUUUUUUUUUAACAUCUCUACAAACAACAGCCAUAAACGCACUCACACAGACAUGUUAGCACACGUAAGCGGUUUUUUUUUUGUGUGUGUUUCUUUUUGUUCCGUCGACAGUUUUUUAUUUUUAAAGACUGUUAAUUAUACUGUACAAAAUUUUUAAUUCAGCUGUGGACUUUGGGAUGCGCUUCAGUUCCGGUUUUACGUUUCAGGUGAUCCAAGGAUGGCAAGGUGGAAACGUUUUUUUCUUCUUUUUUUUUUUUUGUUUUUUAAAAAAUAUCCUGAGGAAACAGUUCCUUUCAAUAAAAUUGGAAAAUAAUUUGAAAUAUC
This is a messenger RNA of Fundulus heteroclitus (mummichog), 2763 nucleotides long. RefSeq names its product cleavage stimulation factor, 3' pre-RNA, subunit 3 (gene cstf3). The record is from RefSeq and is a predicted model, not a curated record. Lineage: Eukaryota; Metazoa; Chordata; Actinopteri; Cyprinodontiformes; Fundulidae. The coding region runs from base 216 to 2366 and encodes 716 amino acids. The transcript has 20 exons. Gene Ontology annotation, molecular function: protein binding; mRNA binding. Gene Ontology annotation, biological process: mRNA 3'-end processing. Gene Ontology annotation, cellular component: nucleus.